UACCGUGGCUACUGGCCAUGCUGCCUCCCCCAGGCCGGACUCAGACUUGGACGACACCCUCCCUUUGUCUGCAAGACUUGUGAAGAUGUGCACCCCUCGUAUAGCAGUUAUAGAUGACGAUGAUGAUGAGGCUGAGUCCUCCGAUCAUUUUUGUGACCUUAUUCCACGCACGCGUCGUCAUCGCCCUACCGUAGCUGAGGAGGAGCACUACCUUGGUGACGAGUUUAUUGGGGCUCACCGUUCUGAUGUUGAGAUUGCUGGAGGGACUGAUGCCACAGAAAUUGAUGUCGCGGGCCAUGCUUCUAGAAGCGAUGUAGAGAUGAGGUGCGCCUCUGGGAAUGGUGUGGAGGUGGAUGUGCUAGAGAUCUCUGAGACUCGCUCUGGCACUUAUGGUGAUUCUCAUCCUCCGGCCCUCCUUCCUUCUUCAGGGAUGACUGCUACUGUUCAGGCUUCAUCAGACAUUGAGAUCGAUCAGGUGGUCUCUACACGACCAAGUGACUUUGUUGAUGCUAGGAGUCCUUCAGUUGCCCCUGCUUUGCAUAUUGAUUCUCCCUCUGUGUUAGCUGCUAACGGGGUCUUGCCUUCACCUACCCCAGACUCUGCUCCAGUGUUAGCUGCUACCGGGGUCCUGCCUUCACCUGCCUCGGACUCUGCUCCAGUGUUAGCUGCUACCGGGGUCCUGCCUUCACCUGCCUCGGACUCUGCUCCAGUGUCAGCUGCUACCGGGGUCCUGCCUUCACCUGCCUUGGGCUCUACUCCGACUCUCUUUGUAACUCCUCACGGUUCUCCUUCUCAAGGGGGGACACCUGCCUUUGAGACGACUGCCAGAGGUUCCUCAUCGCCAGUGCCUUCGAAUAUUUUGGAUCUGAAUCUUAGUGAUUUCCACAUUAAUAGUGAUGCUUUUGGUCUUUCCCCUUAUCGUUCGACAUUCUCAGGCUCGGGACCUCUGCCGGGAGUUACCCCUCCGGGUGGUUCAUCUAACCCGAUAGACAUUGGGGAGAUUCCUGAGACUAGCAGCUUUCCGGCCCCAAUUCCUCCUUCAGCUUCUGGCAAAGUAUCAUUUCUCCAUUAUUGGGUAGCUCCUGAGUUUGCUUCAGUUCUACAGCUUGUGCAUUCAAGUUACCCGGAGACCUUUGCUUCAUUUGCUUGCUAGUGUCCACUCAUUCAUACUGCU
Molecule: messenger RNA, 1174 nt
Organism: Camellia sinensis
Lineage: Eukaryota; Viridiplantae; Streptophyta; Magnoliopsida; Ericales; Theaceae
Source: RefSeq, a predicted model, not a curated record